Messenger RNA from Penicillium paradoxum, 729 nucleotides. RefSeq lists its product as uncharacterized. The record is from RefSeq and is a predicted model, not a curated record. NCBI's taxonomy places the organism in Eukaryota, Fungi, Ascomycota, Eurotiomycetes, Eurotiales, Aspergillaceae. The transcript has a single exon. The coding region runs from base 1 to 729 and encodes 242 amino acids.
AUGCGUUUCUUCAACCUCGUCGGCCUUCUCCUGGCCGGAGCCACUGCCACCUCCGCCGCGAACUCAACUUGCGCGCCUACAUCCUCAGACGCAAAGGUUCUCCAAUUCGCCUGGGGUCUAUCUGACUUCAUCGGAGGCUACUACAACUCGACCGUGAACUCAACCUUCUCCAGCUCGUCCAACGCCACCAUCUUGGCCUAUAAGAAGAUCCUCUACGGAGUCGAGAAGGAGAACACCCUCGGCAGCAAAGCCAUCGAGAAAGUCGGCGCCAAGGCCGACGGUUUCUCGCAGCCCGAGUGCGAAUUCAAGUACCCCAAGGCCACCACUCCUCAGGCUUGGGCACAAUGGGCCUACCACCUUGAGUCCACUGUGACUGGUGCCUUUAUCGGUCUCGCCGGCUACACCCAGUCGCCCGAGGUGUCCUUCCUUCUGGCUCGUUUGGCCGCUUCGCACAGCGCCCACGCCGCUCUUAUCGGCAGCCGAGUGAACUCCACUUUGUUCGCUCAGAAUGCUACUUCUCUCGUGUCUGCCUAUGGACCGGCUCAGGUGCUGUCCACUCGCAACCAGACUGGUAGCCUCGGCCAGUACCUCGGAGACUGUCUCUCUGUUCCUUCCAGCCCUUGCGGUUCUUUGAACAUUGGACCUUUGGCUGCCACCCCCUCCUCUUCCGGUGUCGCCCACUCCACUUCGGCUACUGUGAGCAGCACUACUUCUUCCCAGACGCAGUAA